AGAGGAUUUUCAUAUUUGUGCCUACACAUCUCUCUUUCCCUCUCUCUCUCUCUCUCUCUCUCUCUCUCUCUCUCUCUCUCUUUCUCUUUCUCUCUCUCUCUCUCUCUCUCUCUCAAGAUGACAGUCGAAUUCAAGGUCAAGCUCGUCGCCAAAGAAACCAUCAGGCCGUCAUCUCCAACACCAGACCACGAGAAAAAUUUCAAGCUCUCCGUCUUCGAUCAACUCACUCCCAUCCUCUACACCUCCGUCCUCCUCUUCUAUGCCUCGAACGCGAGCACCUCAUCUCGCCACCAGUCGAGUCGUCUCAAGUCGUCGCUAUCGAAGGUGCUCGCUCACUUCUACCCCCUUGCCGGGAGGAUCAGGGACAACCUCUACAUCGACUGUGAUGACAGCGGCGCCGAGUUUGUUGAAGCCAAAGCAAACUGCCCUCUCUCCCAUAUCCUCGACCGCCCCUGCCCGGCCUUGCUGCGUAAGCUCCUCCCCAUCAACACCGAGUCUCCAGAGGCCUCCACCGGACGCCUCAUGCUCAUCCAGGCAAAUACCUUUGGCUGCGGUGGCCUCGCCAUUGGGGUCUGCCUCUCCCACAAGAUCGCCGACGCCACCACCCUAAGAACCUUCAUCAAGGGGUGGUCCGCUGCUGCCUUCCUCGGUGAAGUCAGCGCUGGUAUUGAGAUCCCACCGCUAGACACGGCGUCGGCGCAGUUCCCGCCGCUGGCAGAAUUAGCUGCCACCUCACCCGUGGUGGUGCUCCCGAAAGUGAGGUGCACGACGAGGAGGUACGUGUUCGAUCCCACCGAGAUUACCCCGCUUGCUGCCAGUGAGGCCGUGCCGGAGCCAACUCGAAUUGAGGCCGUGGUGGCCCUCGUGUGGAGGUGUGUGGCCCGAGCUUCAAGGAAGAACGAUCCUGGGCGGCAAUCACUGCUGUCCCAAGCGGUGAACCUCCGGGGAAGGCUCCCAGAGCCACUCCCGGAGACCACGGUGGGUAACUUCGUAGGAGGUUUCAAGGUGGAGAUCGUCCCCUGGGCGGAGGAGAGCGAGAUAGAGCUGAAGAAGUUGGUGAGCCACAUGAGGGAGGCAAAGAGGGAGUACUUCGCGAGCUACACACCAAGGUUGAGCGGUGGCGGAGAGAGCUGCCUGGCGAUAGUCGAGGCUGCCGCCAAGUUCGGCAUGCUGAUCAACAGCGGAGCCGUCGACUUCUACAACUGCAGCAGCUGGUGCGGGCUCGGGCUCUAUGACGCUGCAGACUUCGGGUGGGGGAGGCCGGCAUGGGUUAGCCUUGUGGGUGUAGAGUACAAGAACAGCAUUGUCCUGGUGGACGCGAGGGACGGCGACAUGGUUGAGGUCUGGCUGACGUUGAGCCAAGCCGACAUGGAUGCGCUUGACGCCGACGGGGAGCUGCUCCGUUUCGCUUCCUUGAACCCCAGCGUCUCCGGCUCGUCCAUUCCGUGAGAAUUUAUUGCUCUGAGUGUGUAAAAACCCGACAAAAUAUCACAUAGAAUUGUUCAAUAUCGACAUGGCAUGACAAGAUAGAUUCCGAGAUUCAAAAGGAUACAAACUAGAAAAGAACAAAUCUGGUGAAUAAAAUUAAUACAAACUCGAAUGAGCUUACUUAAUUUUUUUCUUUUUUUGGGGUGUGGACGCGUGGUUGAUAGAUAAC
Eucalyptus grandis is the source of this 1657-nucleotide messenger RNA. RefSeq names its product BAHD acyltransferase At5g47980. The transcript has a single exon. The record is from RefSeq and is a predicted model, not a curated record. Bases 118 to 1449 code for a protein of 443 amino acids. NCBI's taxonomy places the organism in Eukaryota, Viridiplantae, Streptophyta, Magnoliopsida, Myrtales, Myrtaceae.